GUCCCACAGUCGUCCGCCGAGAUAAGAAAUGUUCGGUCGUGUGCCCGCGUGUUCAUUAUUAGCGAGUCAACGUGUAUGAAAUAAAUUAUUGUUAUUGGGAUGCUUGAAACGGCGGCUGACAUGUUUAGAAAAAUAUCACGGAGUGUGGGAAUAGAAUGGGCUCCUCUCAACGUGCCCAUGUCGCGGCGUCUCCAGACCCUGGCCGCAACCGCCUGGGUGUGCUUGGCGCUGUUCGGGCAAGGCACGCUGCUGUACCUCUUCCUCACAUUGCUGUACUCUGAUUACUGGUGGCUUGGAAUACUGUACGCUGCUUGGAUGCUAAACGACAUUGACGUAUGCCACAAGGGUGGUCGAACAAUACAGUGGGUCAGAAAUUGGGGCUGGUGGAACUAUUUCCGCGAUUACUUCCCUAUCAAAUUAGUCAAGACGGCAGAUUUGGAACCAUCCAAGAACUACCUCUUCGCUUGCUACCCUCACGGAGUAUUGUCGUCGGGAGCGUAUUGUUCAUUUGCCACGAACGCUUUAAAUUUCCACAAGUUAUUCCCGGGCUUGACGCCUCACUUAAUAGUGCUUGGGGGACAUUUCUUGUUCCCGUUCUUCAGGGAUUUAAUUCUUUCCUUAGGAACCUGUGCAUCGUCACAGGAGAGCUUGCUCCACCUACUGAACCCGAAGAGGUUUCAAGGGAAUUGUGUGGCUAUAAUGGUAGGAGGAGCCGCUGAGGCGCUUGACUCGCAUCCUGGAAAGUACAAAAUCAUUCUCAGCCGACGAAAGGGAUUUAUUCGCAUCGCUAUGAAGUCAGGAGCGUCCCUUGUACCCGUUUUUUCGUUCGGUGAAACUGACGUUUUCCGACCUCUCAAUAACCCCGAGAACAGCCUGCUGAGGAGGAUACAAGAAAAAGUGCGUCAGAUAACUGGAGUGUCGCCGGUCUUCCCUCUUGGGAGGGGCAUGUUCCAGUAUUCGUUCGGGGUUGUACCUCUCAGGAGUCCCGUUACAACUGUUGUGGGUGCUCCGAUGGAGGUGACGAGGAACCUGGAGCCCACAGACGAGGAAGUGGAUGAGGUCCACGCGGAGUUCACGAAGCGACUCGUCCAGCUCUUCGAGAACGAGAAGUCCAAGUACUUGAAGAAUCACGAGGAAGUGCAGCUUGUUAUCACCUAGUUGAAUUUAUAUCACAAUGAAAUUUUUCGGCACAAAGUAACUGUUAAUUGUUGAGUCUAGGAAUGUUUUACAAUGAACGCUUUUAGUGAUAGUGUUCCAUCAUCAUCAUCCGCAACAGCCCACGGCUGGACGAAGAUCUCUCUUAAUGCCGGCCACCGAAUAUUGAGCUCUGUUAUUUUCUAAAAUGAUCAAAAAAACUUGUAUGAAAAAAAUAUUGAAUUAGGUACCGUCUGAAACAGAAAAUAUUUAUCUUACGUUUGAUUCAUAUCUACAUCAGUCUCCAUUUAAUGUAAGCUUAUGUUCAUGGACAUCAUGCGGCUGUCGCGAUCAUGUGGAACGCUUAAAAACUUGAAAGUAAAAACGGACGUGUUAGCAAUGUAUGUGCCUUAAUUACAGACUGAUUAAUGUUAUCAUUUUACAUUAUUUUGUAUCGUUAGUCAUUUUUAUUAUAGUUUUAAUAAAAUU
Molecule: messenger RNA, 1623 nt
Organism: Bombyx mandarina (wild silkworm)
Lineage: Eukaryota; Metazoa; Arthropoda; Insecta; Lepidoptera; Bombycidae
Product: 2-acylglycerol O-acyltransferase 2-A
Biological process (GO): triglyceride biosynthetic process
Cellular component (GO): endoplasmic reticulum membrane
Molecular function (GO): diacylglycerol O-acyltransferase activity
Source: RefSeq, a predicted model, not a curated record